Messenger RNA from Trichophyton verrucosum HKI 0517, 2697 nucleotides. RefSeq names its product C6 transcription factor, putative. The coding region runs from base 1 to 2697 and encodes 898 amino acids. The record is from RefSeq and is a predicted model, not a curated record. NCBI's taxonomy places the organism in Eukaryota, Fungi, Ascomycota, Eurotiomycetes, Onygenales, Arthrodermataceae. The transcript is spliced from 5 exons. Gene Ontology annotation, molecular function: DNA-binding transcription factor activity, RNA polymerase II-specific; DNA binding; zinc ion binding. Gene Ontology annotation, biological process: DNA-templated transcription; regulation of DNA-templated transcription.
AUGCCAGGCAUCUUACCCAUGAAGGUCAUCAAGGUCGGGAGUAAUUCACAGAGCAGAGUUGCCCAGGCCUGUGACCGGUGUCGGAGCAAGAAGAUACGAUGUGAUGGUAUCCGGCCAUCAUGCUCGCAGUGCACAAACGUCGGCUUCGAAUGCAAGACGAGUGAUAAGCUUAGCAGAAGGGCGUUUCCCCGUGGAUAUACCGAGUCCCUGGAGGACAGAGUCCGGUCCCUGGAAGCUGAAGUACGGGAACUCAAGUCUCUAUUGGAUGAGAAAGAUGAGAGGAUAGAUGUCCUGACAAGGCUCCAAUCGUUCUCUCUCUCAUCUCAAAAAGCAACUUCUUCCCCAGUGUCGAACAUCUCAACCUCACCUGCCGGAUAUUAUCCACGGCCGCCUCAGGCAUCACGGAAUGAGGGCGAGGAUCUCAUAUAUGUCCAGCAGUCGGCACGCUCCAUUUCAAAGCCGGCAGACGACACAUCCUUCACUGGACAUUCCAGCACACGGUCGUUCAUAGACUCGUUUUCUGUUCGACUUGAAAGGAGCGGCAAGUCACCAACCACUGCAUUGGCAGACGCCCUGCUUUGUGCACCAUCGUUGAAUGCACGGCGGCACGAGGAUAUCACUCCAUCCAACAUUCUCCCCCGCCUCGUGUCGGAUAGGCUAUUGAACAUUUUCUUCCAAGAAUGGGCACCACUAUACCCGAUUGUCCAUCGUCCAGAAAUCCUGAAGUUAUACAGUCGAUAUACGACCAACCCGGACUCCAUUGAAGCAGACCACCAUGCGUUUGCACAGUUGAACUUGAUUUUCGGCAUUGCUGCCAUCUCAUCCACGUCUCGUGUGCCACAAGAUCCCCUUUUCUUCGAACGACAUUGGAUACCGAAGUUGAAGAUGCUUGCGAAUGACAUUUCACUGACCACGUUGCAGUGCUAUGUUCUUGCUCAAGUCUAUUAUUCCAUCAAGGCAGAUUAUCGAAGCCUCCUGCACUACAGGGGCCUUGGUGUUUCGAUCUGUCUUCAAUUGGGCCUUCACCACAGCCAAGAGAGAUUCUCCCUGAACCCGCUGGUAAGCGAAACGCGGAAGAGGGUAUUCUGGUGUCAAUAUACUCUUGACCGAUUCGGAGCUGCCUUCACAGGGCUGCCGGUGUUAUUAGCUGAAUCGGACAUCUCAACAGAGUAUCCGGCAGACGUCGACGAUGAAAAUGUCACGGAAACGGGUUUCGUUCCAACCAUCCCAGAGGAGUCGACGAGGAUGUCAUCCGCUCUGGCUCUGUUCUCUGCCUCACGUAUCCUCCAUCGAGUGUUGGAGGACCUCUAUCCUUCUCCUGCAGGAUAUGAGAUCUCCCUCUCCACGGUCCAUUCGCUGGCAGAAAAUCUGGACGAGUGGUUGAAGAAUCUCCCUGCCCACCUCCAGCUCACAUUCCUCCUCGACAAGCCCAAUGCCUCAGUUGCAAGCAGUCGAUCAAUAUUGCUGUCAACUGUCUAUUACUUCAUUCGAACCCUGAUCCGCCGGCCAGCGGUCUCCUUCGGCUCGUCCGACAGCUCAUCACCAUCCAUGCUGUCCCUUGUGGACUCAGCUAAACACAUUAUUCAACUCCUCCGGCUGCUCGAGGACCGACGAAUGAGCCUUUCGCUAUGCAUGAACAAACGCGAACUGAUUCUGAUUUCUGGUCUUGGCCUGCUCUGGCAGAACCUUCAGCUGGGCCGGGAUAGCAAGUUGGUUAAGGAUGCUCAGAAGAGCCUGACAGCUACCGUCUCUUUACUGGAGAAUGAGUCUAUUGAGGCUGCACUGGAGUUUACGUCUUUGAUAAAUCUAGUGUCGGAUUCUGACCGACCAAUGCCUGACCGAGCAGCCAGCGGCGGCGUUCAGGAAUUCGUGUCGAAGCUGAAGAGAUCUCGCCUGUCAUUCUCCUCUGAGCCUGGCGUGUCAACGCCAAUGAGGGAUGACCUUCGCAAGGCAAACAUGAGACCAUCCUCACCCAGAAUGUCACGCAGCGUUCGGUCGUCAAGCUCUCAUAGCAGCAGCUCCUAUGACCAGCGAGACCAGAUGCAACACCACCAGGUCCAUCCGGGCAUGCACUCUGGCCAGUCUAAUCUUGGCUAUGUUCCCCUUCAGGUUAAGAAGGAUAAUAAGAAACAGAUGCAGCCAGGAUAUAACCCUCAGGUGGGGAUGACCGAAUGGGACCAUGCUCUCAAUGACAUUGAUGGCGGACAUGGCAAUAUAUUCCCUGGAAUAUACAGCGGCGGCGAGUGCGGACAGGCUCCGGGUGCAUUCAAUACCCUCCCCUCGAACUAUCCACCAUCCCAACAGUCGACACCAGCACUGGGCAUGCCCGUCCUACACUCAUCUCCGGAUAGUAUGCAAGGAUGGCCACAAGAAUCAUGGACUACGGCUCCCAGAACAGCUAUUCCACGCAGCCAUCCACAUACCAGCCACAAUGGCGCCAAUCCAGCGAAUGGGGGCACUCCAGCGGAAUCCCCAUCGGCAUAUAAUGAUGGCAGGGGCAUGGACAUGAGAGAUCAGCACAUGGCUCAGGGUCACUCGAACACCCAUGAAGGGAGUAAUGGCCACAUCCACACCUGUGCACCACCAUUGAACCCGUUUGAAGCUAUGGUUAUGCCUCAUAACCUCGAUUCAAUGCAGGGAACCACCAACUUCAAUGUCUCUGUCACGAGUGGCUGGGGUCAGCAUUCCGUGAUGUAA